This is a messenger RNA of Ficedula albicollis (Collared flycatcher), 1963 nucleotides long. RefSeq names its product leucine rich repeat containing 19 (gene LRRC19). The transcript is spliced from 4 exons. Bases 197 to 694 code for a protein of 165 amino acids. The record is from RefSeq and is a predicted model, not a curated record. Gene Ontology annotation, biological process: interleukin-8 production; positive regulation of non-canonical NF-kappaB signal transduction. Gene Ontology annotation, molecular function: signaling receptor activity. NCBI's taxonomy places the organism in Eukaryota, Metazoa, Chordata, Aves, Passeriformes, Muscicapidae. Gene Ontology annotation, cellular component: plasma membrane.
CAAACAUGAAACUCUACUGGCUUGUGAUCUCAGCUGGAACACUGUUUUUGAAUACAGUCACUGCUGACUGCAACAUUACUUCCCAAACUCUGGAAACCCAUGGAUCUGCUGUGACCUCCUUGACUUACAGAUAUGGCUAACUGCCUCCAAUGUGACAUUGGAAAAUGAAAGCAACACUACAUGUACAUUGUCGAACAUGGAUAAAAUCUCCAUCAAGAUGGCAGCUAUUCAAACAGCUGACUGCAAAAUUGAAAAGACUUCUUUAGAAAACACUGUAACUUCCACUCCUGCUGUUAGUCUUAGAAGUAGUGCCUUAAUAACAGCUCUGACUCCAAACAACAUCACUGGAAACAACGGAACUCGUGCAGAGUUACCACUUGUUGGCAAAAGCUGGACCUUCCUAGCGGGUGUCCUAGGGUUUGUCCUAAGCACCACACUCCUGAUUUUUACUGCUGUAAAAUGCCCGGCAUGGUAUCACUACUUGAUCAGCUACCGUCACCGUCGUCUGAAAGAAAAUGAUUCAGAGAUGUUUGAACAGGAGUUUUCAGCUGACAUGAGUCCUUCUCCCUCAGUAUCGGGUACAAGCAGUGAAGAACCCAUUGUAAUAUUUGAGAAAGUUCAUGCAUGUGGAGACGAAGAAGAUGGAUUCAUUGAGGAUAAAUACAUAGAUAUUUAUGUAAAUGAGGAGCGUUAAUGUCUUAAAUGACAGAUGCUGAACUGACAUUUCAAAACGUAGUACACUUCUACUUCUAUUUUAUGCUUUGUUACAUACAAUACAGAAUGAAGUCAUUCAGUCUAUCUCCUCUCAUCUUGCCAAAUCCAUAACAAGAUUUUGCUGCAUCAAUCAUAAAGUUAGAAAUCGGGUCAUAUGCAUACAUUAUUGGCACAACAAAUACUUCAAAACAUGAAAAAAAUACUCAUAAUCCACUUUUUAUAAAAAUGUAUUUGGCUACUUGAAUUGGUGGGCUUAGUGUAUAUUGUUUAACAUGAACAAAGUAGCAGGUGAAGUUGGCAUAAUCAUUAAUGUUUCAUUGCGAAGAGGUCUAGAAGAGAAAAAUAAUUUCUCUAAAACGUUGAAGCCGUCCACAGCUAGACUGAGGGCUGGCUCCAAAUCAAUGGUGUAACAGCUCUGCAGUCUAUUAGGCAAAACUAACACAAUCAGAGAGUGGAGCAUUUGGGUAUAUUUUUACCCAAAUUAGCAGAGCAAGAAAGAUCAACUGCUGUAUUCCCAAAAAUGUUUAUGUACAGCAUAAUGAUGAAUUAGCCUUAGUGCACUGCUACUGAAUCAAGUAUUUUCUCUUGAUAUUUUCUUAACACCCAAAAAUUCAUUCAGGGUAGAACAGACACAUUUGCGAAUUGCUGAAAACUACCGUAUUAGUGCAAUGUGACAUUAUUAGCCAGCAAACUGGUUGCUUUGGAGUGCUUAUUGGUACAUAAAAUCUCAUUGCUGAGAUUGCUUUCACUGGCAACACGCAGGAUCAUACAACUUUCUCCUACAUCUCUCUUGUGCCUAAAUCAACUAUCUCAAAAACUCACCCUCUGAGCCUAUCACUACACAAGCCAUUCUCAUGGCUUACAAAUUCUUAUUGCAAGCAUGUCACCAACCUCAUCUUUCCCCAUACACAACCCUACUUUAGCAGCCAGGCAAAGGUCUGGUUCCCACUUCCGCUUGCUUUCUUCACUCUGCUACUCCAUGAUAAAACUCCCAAAACUGACAGCAGGUUGCCAAAAGACAGGAAUCUCCACAGCCAGCUAACUCUUCCUGGAUGGCAAGGCAAUUAUUUUCAGAGGAGUAACUAGAAUUUAAUACCAGGAACUCCAGCUGCAACCCAGCAGUAAUGUAUCAUCUUGAAAUUGUUCAGGUAUCCAUUGCACCGUUAGGGUAAUGGGUAACACUUCAAUUCUCCCAAGGUGAGUUAUGAGAAGUUGAGUUAUUCAAAGAUGAAAAACAUGCACUUAAUGU